Molecule: messenger RNA, 360 nt
Organism: Fomitopsis serialis
Lineage: Eukaryota; Fungi; Basidiomycota; Agaricomycetes; Polyporales; Fomitopsidaceae
Exons: 1
Source: RefSeq, a predicted model, not a curated record
AUCACCAAGGUAGUCAAUGCUCUUUCUGCCAGUGCUGAAACAGGUGCACCAAUGGCAUGCAUGUAUCUGCUGAAACAACCAGAUCAUUAUACAAGCCAUGUGUUUAAGCCUUUCUAUUGGCGUAACUACAGGUAUGAGGUUAUGAAGGCAUGGACAGAAGAAGAAACUGUGUACAAUCCAAAUGAAAAACCUGUCAAGGUAGUUAUUGGAAAGAGUAAACAGAACUUUGUAGGCAUUUCUCAACAAAUGGACUAUGUACACAGACCUUCAAAGUAUGAGAAUGUGAGCCUAUAUGACUGGGUACGACUAGGCGAGAAGCAGACCAUGGGUCGUGCUAUGAAGCGGGCUACCCAGAAUACA